CCGCCGGAUGCGCGGCCAAAGUUUGCAGCGGGGACGGGCAGAAGCGCCCCCCACCUUUCCCCGCACCCUCGCCCCCCUGCCUUCGCUGGCCGCCCGGCUGCGGGCUACGAGGGGGGGCCGGGGGCGCUUCCCGCCUCCCCCCGCUCCCCGCAGCCCCCAGGGCCGGGCCGAGCCCCUCAUCCCCGCGACCCCCUCGGGGCUGCGGCCGGAUCCCCGGGGAGGGUUACGAUUUGCACCGCUAUUUUUUUUUUUUUAAAUUCCCCCCCCCCUUUUUUUUUUUCUUUCCCCUUUCCCUUUCCGGUGCUUUGUUUCGCUUUUUUGCUUUCGGAGCCAUCUGAGCCCAUCUUCUACGUGCAAAAACAGCGUGCGGAGAGGACGGCCACAUCUCCUACUGAAAACAAGUGGAUCUCUGUGGAUAAGAUCACCGGGCAGCCAUGGAAGAACUUACAGCUUUUGUAUCCAAAUCUUUUGACCAGAAAAGCAAAGAGAGCAGCAGCGGCAGUGGCAGCAGCAACAAGAAGGAGACGAUCACGUACAGGGAAGUUUUGGAGAGUGGGUUGGCUCGCUCCAGGGAGCUUGGAAACUCUGACUCUAACCUGCAGGACAUGACCGAGAGCAGCAACCACUGCCCGGUGCACCUUUUCAAAGACCACGUAGAGAGCGACAAGGACAAACUGAAGGAGUUCGCCGCGGGCAGGACGGCCGAAGGGAUCUACGAGUGCAAAGAGAAGAGGGAAGACGUGAAGUCAGAAGAUGAAGAUGGACAGACCAAGCUCAAACAAAGGAGAAGCAGAACCAAUUUCACACUAGAGCAGCUGAAUGAGCUGGAAAGACUUUUUGAUGAGACUCACUAUCCGGAUGCCUUCAUGAGGGAGGAACUAAGCCAGAGACUGGGACUGUCUGAAGCUAGGGUUCAGGUCUGGUUCCAGAACAGGAGAGCAAAGUGCCGAAAGCAGGAAAACCAGAUGCACAAAGGUGUGAUCCUGGGGACCGCCAGCCAUUUAGACGCCUGCAGAGUGGCCCCGUAUGUGAAUAUGGGAGCCCUGAGGAUGCCUUUCCAACAGGUCCAGGCGCAGCUGCAGCUGGAGGGGGUGGCCCACGCGCACCCGCACCUGCACCCGCACCUGGCGGCCCACGCGCCCUACCUGAUGUUCCCGCCGCCGCCCUUCGGGCUGCCCAUCGCCUCCCUGGCCGAGUCCGCCUCCGCCGCCGCCGUGGUGGCCGCCGCCGCCAAGAGCAACAGCAAGAACUCCAGCAUCGCCGACCUGCGGCUCAAGGCCCGCAAGCACGCCGAGGCCCUGGGGCUCUGACACGCUUCGGCCCCGGCCCCCCCUCGCGCACACACAGCCCCUUACUCGACCCCCCCACCCCACCCAUCGCCCCCGGCCCCGGGCCGCCCCGCCUCCUGCUCUCCGUUUUUUUUUUUUUGAAUCAUUUUUAAUUUUUGUCCUCUUUUAUUUUAUUUGUUUCUUUUUGAUUUCUUUCCCCUCGCUUUCUUUCCAGUACUUUCCGGCAGCCUUCUCCGGCUGCUCUCCUUCGCUUCAUCCCGCCCAGCAGAGACUUCGUGGCCGGGGGGAGCCGGGGCGAAGACGGUGACCGUUGGAGGCCGUUGGAGGCCGUUGGUGGCCGUUGGUUGCCGUUGGCGGCCGUUAGCGGCCGUUGGGAGCCGUUGGUGGCCGUUGGCGUGUGGGGAAACUCUCCCGGCCCCGGGUUCCCGGGCACACUCACACGCACGCACACACACACACAAACAAACACAAACCAGAGACUUUGAAGAGGAGAAAGUAGGUGGGAGGACAGACACACAGACAGAGAGGAGGGAAAGAGGAGAGAGAAAAACAAAACACCGUCACCACCACCACAACAACAGAGAAGGAAAUGAUCUCUAAAUUAUGUUAGUCUGUGAACAUUGGGGACCUUUGGAUAUUUUUUUUGACCCUGGCAAAAGUGAUCGCUCCAGCAUAACGUCAUCCGCUGCUGUCAGUUUUGCUACCUUGUGCAUGUGUCUAACUAAACACGUUUUGAGGAUCAAAAGUAUAUUAGAACAAAACUAAACAAAACAAAUAAUAAUAAUAAUAAAUAAUAAAUCCUUGGGGCUGGUCUCCAUUAAAGAUGACAUUUCUUUGUUGCCAACAGUAUUAUUUCACUGCCAUGAAUCUCUUCCAUCACUGAGGAGCUGCUGCUGCAGAACUGGUUUGAAUUUAAAUGUGGAAUUUCAGAUCUGAGGCAAGGCAGUUUUUUCCUUUCUUUCCUAUAAAAAAAAAGCAGCAAUAACAGAAAAUGUGCGUCUCAAAUGGCUAUGUCCUUUGAAAGGAAAAAAAAGAGAGAGAGACUAGAAUUUACUAAUCUUUAACGAUAACUUGAAAGAUGGAAACACUAAGAAAUGCACCUGUUUUGCCAGAAUCACCUGAACUCAAAGAGAUGUGUUGUGCCAUAGAAACAGGUCAAUUUUUCUAUUUUUUUUUCCAAAUGUCUGGAUCAUUGAAUUGAAAUCUUGCUGUUUUACAGGAUGUAGAAAGAAUGACUUAUACGACAAAGAUGGACAUAUGGUUUUAAGGCAUAAUACUGAUGCAGUGUUAAUUUUAGUGAAAUGCAAUUAAGUGCAGUAAAGUGCAAUACUGUAAAUAUUAUAGAUUAAAAAGAAAUAGCCGUACUUAUUCUGUUAAUAACCAAUUCUGCAAGAACCAUAACUUAAGUCCUUUAUGCUCAGACUGGUGCAUUGCAGCUCCUUGCCAAAAUGACAGUCUGAGUCCUCCAUGAAUGGAUAAAGUUAUAUGUAUCACAUAUGGGAAAAGGUAGAUGCCAUGAUUUCUAGUUGAGUCAACGUGCCAUGUUUCUGGGAAGUAAGCUGAAAAGUCUGUAUGACUUUUUUUUGCAAUCAUUUGAAGUAAAGAGAAAAACCAAACAAACAACAACCCACAGAAGUUUUGUAGAGGUGGACAAGUUUGAUAUUUGGCCAUUUUAAAUUUUGCCUGUGAUUUAGUUACCAAGUCUAAAGGUAAUGCUUAAACAAACUAAUAUAAAUGCAGAAAUGAUGGGGACUACGAAAAUCCUUUAAAUUUUGUUACCAAAGUGUCUGAGUUUACUGGCCCUCUCCCUUUCCCUUUCCUCCAUAUUUCUACUUUUUAUGCUAUUCACCUCUAAUGAGUUUAUUAUAUCUUUUUUUUUUUUUUUUUUUUGGGGGGGUGGGGAGAGGGAAGAGGAAGGUGCAAAUGUUGGUCUUGCCUACAUCUAACAAGACAGCUAUUUGUUGCCUUUGCUAUCAAGGCCUGCAUUGAUGGAAGGUUAUCCUCUCAGCAGUACUGUUAAGCCUGCUUUUUAUGUCUCAUUUAACAACUCAUUACUAGUUUUGGCUUUUGCUGAUGUUUAUUGAAUCCAAAUAUUACUGUAGGACAAAAAAUCAUACUGUAGAAAAAUUUUAGACACUUAUCUCUUUCUUUUUUUUUUCUUUUCUCCUUCAAGUUUUGAUAUUUUCUAGCAAGCAAAAUUUCCGAAAUAUCAAGGUUGUGCCAUUUCCCUUCUAUUUAUGAUGUGAGAAAUAGUUAUAUUAUGGAUUAGCAAGAGCUGAGAAAUGUUACCUGCCUUUUCUAUCUCUCUGUGAAAUCCCUGUACCUUUUUAAAACAAGGCCAAUAUGUUAAGAUAGUAUUACUUGUUGCUGAGAACUAUGGACAAAAAUCUCAAGCAAUUAACAUUUUCUUAUUGAAAGAAAACAUUACCUAGAAAGGAAAACAUUAUUCAUGAUGAUGUAUGAAUUUGUGGCUAAAGUAAGAAACUUUUAGAAUGGUUCCAGCACUUCUAACAUGCACAUAUUAAAAAUGAUAAACAUUACCAUAGAGAUGUUUUAGGCUACCAGAAGUAAUUUGUUAUACUCGAUACCUACAGCCACUGAAGGAGAAUUUCAUACAAAUUGUUGAAUACUGAAGGCAAGGGAGUUUUUGAUUUGGUGAACCGUUAGUUAUCUCUACCUGUGAUCCAACUAUUCCCUUUCAAGUCCUCUUUUGUUAGUUUAUGAGGGGCUUGUGUUAUUUUUCAGUCCUGUGCUGGACUUUCACAAAACAGUGAGUUUCACCCCUAAAUAAUUCUACAGGAUGAACUCAUUUGAAGCGUAGGUUUGGGGUCUGAAUUUUCUUGGAUGUUUUCAAAUGAGGCUGCCCGGUGCUCCCAAUCUCACAGCAUUGCAGGAUGCAUGUGCAGUAUGCAUCCCUCUCACAUUGGCAGGAAUAACUGCUCCACUAUUGCUGUUUUACUAGGUACCGACACAGCAAAAAUGUUUUUAGGUUUCUCUCAGAAAUUUUAAUGCAUAUUUUCUUUCUUGUAUUCAAAAAACUUUGGUAAUACAAAUGCAGUUCCCUGCUAGCUUAAAAUAAGGAUGGUAGUGUAGCAUAAUUCUUUACAGAAUGAAAAUUUUUUACAGAAUGAAACAUUUUUACAGUUUCUCUGGAUUACUAGGACCUUUUAAUGGCUGUCCCAAGGGCAGCUUUGCUCUCCAUCGCAGAAGGGAGGAAGAUGGCAAGAGUUAUCAGUUUAGCCUGUUUUGAAGGAGGUACCAAAGAUCGUCCUGGGGAAAGGGUCUGGACAUCGCUGAGAAUCUGCCAAGGUACUUUGUGCUGUUCUUGCAUUUCAUUUAACAUGAAAGGAAAUGGAAAGGUGCACUGAGCAAGGGCUGUAGCCAAAACCGGUUCUGCUUUGUUUAUUUCUAGAAUGGGUCAGUUGCACCAGUGGUGGUAUAAAAACUUUGCCGUGAUUUGGAUGGCUUCUUCUUGCCAUCCUCACGUCACUGGGAAGAAAUGAGGAGUUCUACUUGGGCUACAGUGUUAUGGGCUGUACUUUUUGCUGAGUGCAAGUCACUGUGGCUCUGUUUGCCUUGGAGCUCCAGUGAUCCAUACGAACUGAGAAUCUGGACUGAAGUGUCUACUCUGUCACUGUUAUCACGUGUUCUUUCCUUUGCAUUUUUUUUUUUUACUAAUUAUUUCUCUCCAGGAGGUUAAAGAUAAGAUAGCCAGGGUCCCAAGGUGCUUAUUAAAGUUUAAAAGUAUUGUGACUGCCUUAGAUUCUCAGGCAUGCCAAGCCUCAUUUGUGGUCUGUCAUCAUCCAACCUGAUCUUUGCGUUAUCUUUCAUGGAGAAGCAUGAGUUUUCCAAGACCAUGAAAACAGCAAGCACUGGGCAGAACUCCUUUGGAGCAGGCCUUUGUUUAACCUGUGUGGAUUGCUAAAGAAUCUUCCUCAAACGUUCGGUCCGGUAUUUUGAAAAAUAACUUGAAUGAUUGCCAAAUGAAUAAAGUUGUUUACAAACAAGCCUAUAAAAAAGGCUUUGUGCAUUACAUGGGUCCCUUUAUAAUGAAAAAAAAUAGCCUCUGAUCUUUUUUUGAACUGUCAAAUAAGCUUAAAUAUUUCAUCCAUUUGUAUCAAAAGAGCAAGCAGGUUCCAUGGUUCAUUUUUAUUGACUUGGAAAUGUGUGAAAAAAAUUAUACUGGAUUUUUUUUUUUUUGCUUAGUAGGGUCAUAUAGAUGUAGUGACAUUUUGGUUAAUAUCAUAAUACUUAGCACUUAUAUAAUGUUUAUUUGCAAAGCACUGUAUAAAUGUUUAUUAUUUAAUCUCACCCAUUAUGAAGUAGAUAAGAAUUAUUAUCCCCAUUUUUGUAGAAAUUAAGGCAUAUAAAUCAAAGACCAGUUUCCAUCACCCAUAGACAGCACCGAGUACUUUUACUUUUGAUUUUGUAAUGUAGCAGCAUCCCCCGGAUCAUAAUCUAACAAGAAGUUCAUGGUGCCAGGCACCUUUCAAAACUGUGAGUAGCAGAGGCACAGCUCCAAGGCAUUUGAACACCAUACCUGACUUUAUCAGAAGUCUGAAAGGGAACAUUGAGCAUGAUUCAGAGUGGCAGCGUGUUCUCCACAGAACAAGAAGUUACUGCCCGAUCCUCUGACCUUGGACAUCAGUGGGAGUUCUGUUUGUGACUCAGCGGGGCCAAGUUGUGACAGUGCUAAGGCUAGAGUUGAAAAUCAGAGUUCCCAACGGCAUGCACAAAUUGUUAGAAAACCCCAAAUUUCCAGCUUCCCCUACUAUAAAUUUUUCACAAAGACCAACUGUGCUGAUGUCAAUCCUUUGCAUGCUUUACCUGCUAUAUCUUUCAGUCUUAUGUUUGCCUAUAAAAUAAUAAUGAGACAUGAUUUGGAUUGACAUAACACGUUGGGACUGUUGACUCAAAUACAGUAGACACGUAGUCCUACAGAAAUUCAGAUCUCUAAGGCAAGUGCAGGUUAUGAUUUUUUUUUUUUUAGUGACAAAAAUACGGAUGCUUACUGCUCUUUUAAAUGUGCUAGGCAAAAUAAAUUGUUUCUUCAUUUUUUUUUUAAACAGAUUUUUUUUUUUUGAGACAUUCUUACUUUGGAGAUGGCAGGCUUUUUCCCCCUUAAGUUUGAGAAAAAUUUUUGAAGUAUGGAAAAGAUAGAUUACAAGUCUUUCUUAGAAAUAUGUUUAUUUUUGUAAUGUCUAAUAUCUAAUGAUCCAGGUGACAUCCUUGGAAUUGCUAAUGGUACUCAACUCUAUAAAGUACACACAACCAAUAUGGUUGGAAAUUUUGUUGUGUUUAAGAAGGAUUAUCAAAGAGCCCCAGUUCUCAUCUGUAAGCAGCCUACUGACCCCACUGUGGUGUUUUUUUCCCCUGAUAUGUCAUAGUUCCCAUGGUUAGCAAGUUUCAAAAAAGCUGUGGCUAACAUAGUCGCUUGAAAACUUCUACUGGUUGCAGUAGGAUGCGGUAUACCUGGAGAAGGCCUGGUAUUGGAAACAGUAAAAAGAAAUGCGAUGUGCUGCAGAGUGCGAUCUCUCCUUAAGAGAAUAAUUGAGCCUUUUGCUUUAUGACUCAUGCUGUUUGUAAAAUUACAUCUCUAAGCUGCAUCUUCUUUAAAAGGUGCACCAUGGGUCUUAUUGAUGUAACCCAGUGGCUGUUAUUAUAUUGGUUAUUUUUGUUAAUUGGCCUUUCGAGCUAGAUCAGUGAAAGGCCAUAGGCUUUGGCGUUUGAGGCAUUCUUCAAAAGGGGUAUGAUACCAGGUAUCCCUCAAAUUUUGUUUGUCUGUUAGACAGAUUUAAUGCUAACAGUUGGUGCCUAAUUUUAGUAAAUCAGCCUAGAAAUUUUCUGAUUUCCAAUAAACAAUUGAAACUUGAUGCAGUUCAUACACCUUAUAUUGAAAAUUGAUAUUUAACUAAAAUCAGUUGAAGAAUGUAGAAAAUAUCAGAUUUUGAAGCUUAAGAUAUUUAUUGAAAGGCAAUGCUUUCAUGAAUCUAGGCUUAUGGUAUGUAUUAAUUACAUCAAAGACAGGCAAAUAUCUCUGUUCCUUUGUAUUAAUGUAUGUGGAUGUUUUAUUUAUUGUUUUGUUUGAAAAUUUCUAAAUGUGUAUUAUUUUAAUUAUGUUGAGUGUAAAUUUGACAAUGUUUUGCAUUUAUUUUUAUAUUUUUUAAACCUGUUGCUUUUGCAAAACUAUGAGCAGCCAGUGCGAUUUGCAGUACCAUUGCGUUGUUUUGGUUAUGUACACAUAGUGUGUCUGAGUUUACAGACAUUUCAGGGAUUGCUAAAAUGAAAAAAAAUAUUCCAAAACCAACUCGUCUUAAAAGUUUGUACCCCUAUGCUAUUGUGGAAGAGAAAAACAAAUAAACAAAAAACUUUUUAAGGUUUCGGUUAUGCCAGCAUGCUCCUACAUGAAUUCACCAGACAUGUUGAGUUCCAGUUUCAGAGUGUAUUAUGUUGAAUCACAUGAUAUGAAUGUACAUCUUGUAAAAGUGAGAUAUGAAUAAACUUAUAAAUAU
Molecule: messenger RNA, 7801 nt
Organism: Cygnus atratus (black swan)
Lineage: Eukaryota; Metazoa; Chordata; Aves; Anseriformes; Anatidae
Gene: SHOX
Product: short stature homeobox
Exons: 6
Coding region: 435-1310 (291 amino acids)
Biological process (GO): regulation of transcription by RNA polymerase II
Cellular component (GO): nucleus
Molecular function (GO): DNA-binding transcription factor activity, RNA polymerase II-specific; sequence-specific double-stranded DNA binding
Source: RefSeq, a predicted model, not a curated record